CUGUAGAACAUGAAGUAUCCUGAUCAAAGUAGCACCCGACUGCCUAAGAUGCUCUCCUCUUCACCUUACCUCCCAUAAACUCUCCAUAACACGGUGUAUUGGGAUCUCAUUUUCCAGUAGUGACCGUCAUCUUUCUGUGCGAGAUGUCUCCCAGCGAUCCAAUGCCGAAGUUGAGGCACCAGAACAUCGACACCGCACACGUGCAGCUGCCUCAACCCGUCGUCACGAACUUGGGAUGUCGAUCUGCCACCCCAGGUCGCAAACACAAACUCAACGCCUACGCGUUCCAGCAAGACGCCAUAGUCACCUUCAAGGGCUAUCAAUACGUAGCAUACUGGUCCAACGCCGGGCCAGACGAUGGCGACACACUGUAUCUUUGCGUAGCCAGAAGGCUUUUACGACCCCGUUCGGGCAUGCCUGUCCUGAGCAACGAAGACCAAGUCAACAAAAAAGCUGCCUACGGGUGGGAAGUCCUCGAGCUGCGUGACUACAAGCAAACCGUUGACGAUGGUCAUAACACCAUUUCGCUUGGAAUUUGCCCGGGUGAUGGAACAAUCCAUCUGGCAUUCGAUCACCACUGUGACAUUCUUCGAUACCGCUACUCAAAGCGGCACGUAGCCACUCAGCCCCGUACCAUCAGUUGGCGUCCAGACAUCUUCUCGGCCACUCUUGACUGCCUCCCGGGAAUCCUAUCUACCCACAAGCCGCUCCGUGACGUGACAUACCCCCGGUUUGGCUUCCUCGGCGAGAACAUGUUCUUCUCCCACCGUGACGGCAAGGCGGGGCUCGGCAACGAUCAUCUCUACACCUACAGCGGCAAAGACGGUCGCUAUGAAUACAUCGGCCCCUACCUGACAGGCGUCCAGAGCAGUCCGUACGUCAACGGGAUGACCUCCCGCGACGGGGUCCUCUACGUCACUUGGGUAUAUCGAGGAUUUGUGGAAUAUCCGGGCUGGGACGAUCCGCUCGAUACCAAACACAAGCAGCAGGCGGGGCCUAACGGGGCCGAAAACAACCAUAACAUUUGUUAUGCCUAUAGCGAUGCCGACGGAUAUGUGUGGAAAAACGGCUGCGGUGAAGUGAUUGCCGACUUGAGGGAUCCCGCCAAGUUUCCGACCGGUGUACGGGGAAGCGAGCGCACCAUUAAAAAUGACUGCAGUGGGAUCGCUGCCUUUGACGUACCCAAGGGGAAGGGCCUGAUGAACCAAGAAGCACAAGCAGUUGACCAAGAAGGGGGUGUGCACGUAUUGAACAGAGAUAUGAUGAAUGAAGGGGGGGCGUACCUGUGGAAACAUUAUUACCGGUCGCCAGAUGGGACGUGGACGCAGCGGGCACUGCAAGUCAUCACCGACGGCAGCAAGCGUGGUCAACUAGCCAUCAGCAAAACAGGCGACUUGUACGCAAUCCUUCCAGACUCGACCACGAAGAGUAUGCGGAUCCUGAGGGCCUCCAAAGCUAGUGAAUUUGCCGAUUACCGAGAAGUUUGGAAAGGAGAUGGCCUUGGCGGAGAGCCGUUGGUGGAUUCAGCCAGGCUGGAGUACGACAAUGUGCUGUCGGUCUUCGCUCGCCACAAUCCAGUCAACUCGGCCAAGCAAGCUGCGGAGAGUCAAGCUAUCUCCAUCCUUGACUUUGAGCUGUUUGUGUGAAGACAAGGAUCCCAAGGCGGAGGAAGAAUCCACGAGAGUACAUCAGUGAUCCAAGUGACGUCGAUGGUCAGCCCAUCUCUCAGGCGCAUAAGAAGCGAACACUGGCAAGGGAAAGAGCCUCUGGAACGGGCCUUGCCGAGGUUUCCCGCGGAACAAGGUUGAAAGCGGAUGGCCUGCGCUAGCUUAACAAGGGGAGCUCGUCAGAUAUGACAAUUCCAGGGAGGUCCCUGGAGCUCUUGAGGCUCCUGAAGCUUCCGACAAUAGAUGCACUCGGCGCCUGUAACGCAGUGAAAGCUAAUAAUGCUCAGUACAGUAUUCGGAGCGAUGUCUGAGGAAUUGCUUGAAUAGAAAGAUGGAGCACUUUGUGCACGUGUCAACAAGAAGUCUAGAACGAGGAGCCCCCCCCCCCCCCCC
Messenger RNA from Neurospora hispaniola, 2060 nucleotides. RefSeq lists its product as uncharacterized. The record is from RefSeq and is a predicted model, not a curated record. The transcript is spliced from 3 exons. The coding region runs from base 144 to 1646 and encodes 500 amino acids. NCBI's taxonomy places the organism in Eukaryota, Fungi, Ascomycota, Sordariomycetes, Sordariales, Sordariaceae.